AAAAUUUAUUUCUCUGUCUCUUUCCAGGCAACUGUUCAUUUAUUAAGGAUGCAGGGAAUCGAACUGAAUGAUCAUGCUGUACCUCCUAAAGAUACAAGCCAGAAUCAUCCAGGAUAUGUUUCAUAUCUUCCUGAAAGUGAUCCAGAAUGGAACACAUACAGUUUAUGGAUAGACUCCUUAUCUCAGUAUGCUAUGGAAAACUUCCAACGUGCAGCCGAAAUAGGAGAAGACUUGAAUGAAGCCUGGAUUGUUCACAAUGCUGUGGUGUAUGUCUUAAACUACAAUAGACAUCUUAUCUCUUCAGGAAGACAGAGGGAAAUUACUGAGCAUCUGCAGACUCUUCUUGGAGCCAUCAAGACUGUUGGACACAAUGGAAGUACUGUGGUUUUAUUGAUGUUAUGUAAUGCUUUGGCUCGGGGCUUAAUUCUUUGUUGGAUUCCAAAGCCAAAACUUGCUGAGAAGAAAAAAAAAGAUGCAACAACAGACAGAAGCAGAAAAGCUGCAGCAAAGAAACAUGAAAAAGCAAAUGUCAUCCAGUCCUUUUCAGUAGAUCCCAGUGGACUUCCUGAUAUCAAAGCUGCCUUAGAGAUUUGUGAAUUUGCCCUAAAUGUGACAACUGAAACCAUACCUAAUGAAGCAGUACCUAUUGCUGCACAGCAACAGAUCAUUGCUACGUGGGUGAAAGCAAAUCAGUUAAAUCAGCAGCAGAUCAGACAUAAACUUGGGACUGAGGAGGAGAAUAAUGAUGAAGCACAAAAUCCUAUGGCAAGAAUUCUUGUUGGUCUAGAAAUGUAUUCAUGUAAUGGCUUGGGUCUCAUGGAUUUCACUGUUCCUAGUUUAUCUCAGUUAGUGGAAUUGGCUUUAGAAUGCAGUUGGUCAGAUUCCUUAGUGGAAUUGCAGACACUGACGCGACUUAUGUAUUUUGCAUAUGUAUCACAUGACUAUGAAAUAGUGAUGACUUGUUCCAAAAGGAUCUUGCAAUCAGAUGAUAAUUUUUUCCACAGAAGAGAUACUAAGAAAUAUGAAAUGCCUGGUAACAGAGUGAGACAAGAAAUGUUAAGCACUGCUGCCUGUAUACAAGGAAAGAGUAUAAUGGAAAAUUUGUCUGGAAGAAAACAUUUGCGUGUAGCAGCAUCAAAAGCCUUUGUUCAGAGUGCCAGGUAUGCAGGUGAAGCCGGAAAUUACUCCCUUGUAAUGUUUGCAGCUCGACAGUUUUGGAAUACGUGUUUACCUUUGCUAGGUGCUGAGGAAGAUCUGACAUUAAGAACCUCCUUAUAUGGGUUAUUAUUCCACAUAUAUGCUGAUAAAGCUGAUUGGGAGACAGCACUAAAAGUCCUGGAUGAAGCCGUUCAAGUUUUGCCUCAGACAAGACACAGGCUCCUGAUUUUUAAACAUAUGGCUACAGUGAAGGCAGGACUGGGAUGCAAUUUUAUGAUGGAUAUUCAGAAACUCAGAGAUGAAAGUGAAGAUUAUUUGUCACAUAUGUGGCGUCAUUUGGUAACAGUCUCCAGAAAUAUUGUUGGACAGUUAAGCUGUUUUCAAAAUGCAAUCGUUGCUUUACAGAAACCAGAAAAUGAAUGGCAGAAAGUGGAUUACCUGAUGGAAUUUUCUGAAUGGUUAUAUUGUAACCAGUUUCCCCUCAGUGAUGUUAUUAAACCUCUGGACUGGGUGGUAGAUCUCUUGCUACACAUGAAAUUUUCUAUGCAAUCCUCACAAGAAGAAGAAAAAAAUACUAUACCAAAAUUUUCACCUGCAGAAAAUUUGAAGAUAGACAUUGGAACAAAUGAUGCCAUGCCCCAAAUUAAUUUGGAAGAUUUGAGUAAUAUUAAACAAUUGGAAGCUUUGUUUAGAGUGCAAACAUUAAUGGCUUUAAUUUCUGGUCAUAGUUCUCCUUUUCAUCAGCAGCACUGUUUGAUGGCAUAUGCUUGUAUCAUCCGUAUCUGGCAGGUAUCAUUGUCAGCAUCAGGAUCUAUUACAAAAGUAUCAUCAGAGUCUUCACAGUUUACAGCUCCUCAGAAGGUACAAUCAAUAAUUGCUCCUAAAAAAGAGAAGGACAAAAAGAAAGAGAAACAAGUUGAAGUUUCUAUUGUGAGAGAGAACCCUAAAGGGAAAGGAUCAGUUGAUACCUUACCAGCAAAUGUGGAAGAAUGGGCUCAUUAUGACUGUCCCCAUGAAAUCAGAGAUACUUUUAAACAGAAAACAAAUAGUUAUGGUAUUAACUGGGAUAACUUCCCAAAACCUACUUGCACUUUGUAUUUUAUGGACCUUUUAUCUAAAGAACUACAGAAAAUUUUUUGCCCGCACUUGAUUCUUCCCAUCUUUCAGCUAGCUGAAGUUAUUGCUAAUGAAGUUGUGGAAUGUAGAAGUCUGUCUGAUCUCUAUCAUCUUCGAAUUGCCUUGAUAUGUUCAGACCUAAAACUGAGUCAGGCAUCUUUGUAUCAUGAGAAAGCUGCUGGAGAAGCCUACAUUAGUGAAUUAGAACAAGCAAUGUGUAGGCAAGAGAUUGCACUGAAAAAAGAACAAGUACAUACUAAGACAGAAGAAAGAAGAACAUUUUUUGAAAAUGCUCAGCUGAAUGGUAGUAGGGAUGAGAAUAUCCUUAUUUCAAGUGAAAAGUUUUUUGAGUUAAAUACGGUAACAGGAAAAGGACUGAGUGCACUUUCUUUCCCUUACUUGUGGAUAGAAAAAGCUGAAAUACUAAUUCAGCUAGGCUUGUAUCAACCAGCAAGACUUCUGCUUUCAGAGGCCCAUGCUGCAACUCAGGAAUUGAGGGCCCCGUAUGAUGUGUCAAGGUGCUUGUACUUACUUGCUGUAUUGGCUAACCUGGAAAGAAACCACGGGCAAGCUAAAGCACUCCUUGAGAAAGCACAGCUUCUAGGAGGAAGUGAGCAGUUUUGGUACGACAGUACUCUUAGUCUAAUAGAAGCAAUUCUAGAGGAAGAGGGGGAAGGAAAACAGAGCGUGGCUUGUGAGAUACUGGAACACACUGUAAAUGUGCUCAGAUCUACUUUAUUGAAGAGACCUAACCGACAGUCGGAGUUGGGUUUUAUAAUUGCAUCCCUUGAAGCCAGGAAAACACUUAUUCAGAUAGAUUGUAUGACAAUUAAUGCUGAGUCUUGUCAGUUGCCACAUAUGCUACAGGAAUCUUACAAUAAAUUAGUUCAAAUUGAGAAGGACUUCUUUCAUUAUGGGCAUAAAAACGGCAGUGCUGAGAUACUGCUAGAAUGUGCAAAUAUUCACAGGAUGAUUGCCAAGCAGGAAAGAAAUGAAGAAGAAAAACAUAGUCACUAUCUAGAUGCUUAUGAAUUAGCUCAGAGGGCAGUAUCCAAAACAGAGGAAGUGUUUCAUAAUGUCUGUAGCUUAUUUGCAGUUAAUGAGACUACAAAUAUUAGUAUCCCAUUAAUGAGGCAGCUAGCUAAAAGGAAAAUAAAUCUUGUGGAAAUUCUUUUGGAUAUUUUUCAUCUUGUUAUUACUGAGAAAAAGCUUAAAAAACUGGAAGUAGCAUCGUCUGAUAAAAUUGUGGAGGCAUUCAUCAGGGGAACUACUGAAGAUGAUGCAACAGAACAGGAUUGGAAGCGUAUGGAGUGCACUGUGGGUCAUAUUACACUGGCUCAGUUAGCAAACGUGCAGCAUCUUUCUAGAGGUUGUCCUGACAUCAAAUCCAAAUGCCUAUAUCUCACUGGGAAAACUCUUCAUUUACUUGCCAUUAACGUAGAUCCUGUACAUUCAGAGAUUUACUGGAAGCCAAAUGUUACGAAGGAACAUGGGUUGGCUCAGAAAUAUCUUUCUCAAUCCAGUGAAGCUUUGCUACAGUGUAUGGGUAUUGCAUUCAGUCACAACAUUACUGAUGUACUGGCUCCUGCUAGUUUUGAAAUGGUUGAAUGCUUUCGACAAUUUGAUCCAGUUUCAACUAGCCAGUUUUUGGCGCUUCAUCAGGCAUGGAGAAAUCUCUGUAUUCCUGUUGAACAUUUUAAUAUAAUGGAUGCAUUGCCAUCUAAUUUCUACAUAAUUAUUCUCCAGCAUUCAGAAGACAGAUCAAAUUUGUACAGUUCAUUGAUUGAGAUGCCAAAAGGAAGCACUGCACAGCAAAAAGGAAAACCCACUCUGCCGAUGGUGCGAGCUAAAGUUUCUCGAUUUCCUGUGAAUCCGGAUACAUUUUGUAUUUUGUUGGAAAAAGUGCGUCUUUACAAGCAGCAAAAGAUGAAGAGCCAUUUUAAACAGACUGUCAUUCAAAACUUGCAAGAGUGUGUCUCCAAAACAGAUGUGACUCCGACAGAGAAGGUGUAUGAUAACGGACGCAAUUUGACAUCAGAUUUCUCUGAAAUACUAAAAAUUAUGGAAGAAUACCUGAAACCGGUGCUGUCACAGUUUGAUUUUUCUGAUAUCAGAGAACAGAGCACAUCGGUUUCAGCAGCUGAAUCAGGAAAAAUAAAAGUGAAAGAUAAGGACCCCAAACACACUGGAAUGCGGGGUACACCUAUGGAUUUAGGAUUGUGUGUAGUAUUACUAGCAGAUACAUUAUUUAUGGAAUUGCCUUUGGAAGCUCUGAGUAUCUUUAAAGAGGAAGGAAUAAGUUCUGUAUCCAGAGAUUUUUCUCUCCAGAUUCUCUACAAUCGAGUACAUCUGGCUGAAUCAG
Molecule: messenger RNA, 4636 nt
Organism: Pelecanus crispus (Dalmatian pelican)
Lineage: Eukaryota; Metazoa; Chordata; Aves; Pelecaniformes; Pelecanidae
Source: RefSeq, a predicted model, not a curated record